Fusarium falciforme is the source of this 1641-nucleotide messenger RNA. RefSeq names its product MFS domain-containing protein. The transcript is spliced from 4 exons. Gene Ontology annotation, biological process: transmembrane transport; carbohydrate transport. Gene Ontology annotation, molecular function: carbohydrate:proton symporter activity. The record is from RefSeq and is a predicted model, not a curated record. Bases 1 to 1641 code for a protein of 546 amino acids. Lineage: Eukaryota; Fungi; Ascomycota; Sordariomycetes; Hypocreales; Nectriaceae. Gene Ontology annotation, cellular component: membrane.
AUGCAGGUGCUCAAGCCAACCAGCGAGAGAGAGAAAGCGGCCAACGACAUUGGCCAGGCGGAAGCUCUCGGCGACGAUGUCCUCCAGCCCAAGGAUGCCGUCCUCGAUGCCGCGACCAAAGGCCAGGCCUUGACCGGAUACGAGACUUUGACUCCGUGGGAGACGUUCAAGAUAUUCAAGUGGUGUACCUUUUACGCCUUUGUCGCUGCCUUUGCUGCUGGGGCAGACGGCUACCAGAUCGGAAUGAACGCAGGUAUCCUGGCCAACCCGGGGUUUGUCGAACAGUUUGCCACCAAGAUCAAUGCAGAAGGCAAAGCCGUCCUUGAUUCCAACAUCAUUGCCGGCUGGGGAAGCGUCCUGCCAGCUGGCCAAUUCCUCACCCAGGUUUCGCUCCCUUUCCUGGCCGCUCCCUACGGACGAAAGCUAUCCCUCUACACAUGCUGGACCCUCCUAGCCGCUAGCAUCUUUGCCGAGUCGUUUGCUCGAAGAUGGGAGCACUGGUUAGUUGCCAAGAUGCUCGCCGGCAUGGGCCUCGGAUGCCUGCAGGUCACUCUCCCAGCGUACAUCUCCGAAAUCGCCCCUACGCGCAUCCGAGGUAUCGUCCUGAUGACCUACAACCUCUGGUGGACCGUGGGUACUUUCUUUGCCUAUGUAGCUAUGGAGGUCAUUUCCGGCUACGACAGCCACAACUGGCUGCUCCCCAUCUACACGCAAUGGGGCCACAUUGGCCUGAUGCUUGUCAUCUUUCUUAUACUACCCGAGUCUGCUGCAUGGGCUGUCUCGGCGGGAAAGAUUGAGACGGCCAGAAAGGCGCUUCGCCAACUCUACAGGGGCGUCGAUAACUAUAACGUCGACCAGCAGAUCGAGGUUCUGGUCUUGCUGGCCGAUCAUGAGACCCAGGUCGCUAUCGCCCAGAACCGCGAGAAGUGGUACGCCGUCUUCCGCGGUACUGAUGGUUUCCGCACAAUUGUUGCGUGCUGGACCAUCGUCUCUCAACAGUUUACCGGUCUGGUCCUCUUCUCUACCUUUGGCGCCUACUUCUUCCAGCAGGCCGGCGUUGGCGAUCCCUUCCAGAUCAAGUGCAUCACUCUCGGCAUUAAGCUCGUGGCUGCGAUAGCUGUCGUUUACUACGCUGACAGCUUUGGAAGACGCUUGAUUAGUUGCUCUGGCAUAACUUCAAUGUGGGGAACCAGUUUCCUGGUCGGUAUCCUGGGAGUUGUUCCCCGAGUUAAGGCCGUCAACUAUGUCUUUAUCUUGAUGGCCGUUAUCUGGAACAUUGGGUUGACCAUGACCGGUGCUACUGGAUGGGGCUUCAUCGGCGAGAUCUCGUCUCAGAGAUUGCGGCCCUACACUUCAGGAGCUGCAGCGGCGCUUAACUGCCUGGUAAAUAUUGCUAUGAACCAGCUGGUACCGCACAUGGUGAAUGCGAGUGAGUGGAACUGGGGUCUAAAAUCGGGCUUCUUCUAUGCUGGCGUUGGUCUUCCUUUUGCCGUUGGAUGUUGGUUCAUCGUUCCCGAGACUGCUCGUCGUUCCGCUGCCGAACUUGAUGAACUCUUCGAGCGAAAGGUUACCCCUCGCCGAUUCCAUAAGACAGAGACUGCUACUCAACGUGUUGUCGCUCUUAACAAUGCUGAGAACUAG